Messenger RNA from Penicillium angulare, 1593 nucleotides. Its product is annotated as putative chromosome segregation protein (Pcs1). Gene Ontology annotation, cellular component: mitotic spindle; monopolin complex; chromosome, centromeric core domain. The coding region runs from base 1 to 1593 and encodes 530 amino acids. Gene Ontology annotation, molecular function: microtubule site clamp; protein binding. Gene Ontology annotation, biological process: meiotic sister chromatid segregation; homologous chromosome segregation; attachment of mitotic spindle microtubules to kinetochore. Lineage: Eukaryota; Fungi; Ascomycota; Eurotiomycetes; Eurotiales; Aspergillaceae. The transcript has 3 exons. The record is from RefSeq and is a predicted model, not a curated record.
AUGCCCAAACGAAAAGCUCCCACCAGAAUAUCUGGUCUUACAGGCUCAGAUGAUGAAGACAUUAUGCAGUUGGCCGGAAAUGACAGCGCUCCCCCUCAAGAACCGCGCGACGAACCUGCCGCCAAGAAACGACGAGGCCGACCGCGUACCUCGAAUGAUGACGCGCCCGAGUCUAAACCAACAGCCCAAGACAAGAAAAGGGAGUCAUCUACCGCAGCUCAGCCUGCUCCUACAGCCACUCAAAGGGGUACUCGGCGUGGACGACCUCGGGGCGACAGCCGCACCUCUGAAUCCGGGGAAACAAAAGCUCGGGCAGGAACAACAACUCAAGAGCAACAGGAUGAGGAAGCCUACAACCAAGAAAAUGAAGAUCCGCUGGCACAUACCGAAUCCAAAACCACUAGUGCUACCAAAGCCGCCAAGCCUGCACCGGUUCGUCGCAGAGGCCGUGCGCCCAGCGUCGCAAAGCAAGUAGUAACAGAUGGCGAGUUUGAAUAUACACCUAAAGGCUCUAGGCAAGAUCAUGCCCAGAAACAAUCAUUGGCAGAGCCGGAAGCUAGCCCGCGCCCACGCGCAGCCCAACGGCGGAACGCUGCUCAAACGGGUGAUUCGGCGAACGAUGAGCCCACAGCAGAUGUUGUAGACGAGUCUAUACUUGCUGAAGAAGCCUCCAGUACCCACUACGUGCCUUCUUCUGCAGUGAAGAAUGCGCGGGCCCGCCUAUCCUCAAUGCGGAAUACACAGGAUCUCUCUCGUAAACGCAAGUCGAAUGAUGGUGAGCAAAGUGCUGAUCCGGAGUUGAGGCGUAGAAUUGGUGAUAUCACCAAAAAGCACGAUGCCCUGGAAUCCAAGUAUCGCAAUCUCCGCGAAAUCGGAAUUGUAGAGGCCAACUCAAAUAUGGAUAAAUUACGCAAGCAAUGUGAAACUGUCUCUACUGCUUCAAACGACCUGGUCGUUGCUCUCAGAUCUGAGCUAGAAGCCCAGAAAACUCUCGGCCAGCAGAGUCGUGGUCUUCAAAAGCAAUUGAAGGACAAGGAUGCUGAGAUAGCUCGUCUUCGGACAGAGGCAGAUGAGGCACGUUCUCAAAUGGCCGCCACUCAAACUGAGGUGAAGGCUUUACAAACUAAGCUUGCUGCUGCACGCAAUACUGCCGCAAGUCUAGAGAACACUGUUAAGGUCCCCGGUAGUGCUAUGAAGGGAGGUCCUGCGAAUCGCGCUGUAGCAGCCGAAGCUGCGCAAGCAGCACAGAUGGCCCAGCUAAAGGAGGAUCUUUAUAGCGACUUGACCGGCUUGAUCAUCCGAGAUGUUAAAGCUCGAGAGGCGGAUCAUCUAUACGAUUGUAUUCAGACGGGAGUCAACGGAACAUUACAUUUCAAGUUGGCUAUCCCUAAAGUCUCUAGUGCGGAGUAUGAGAAGGCGGUCUUUGAGUACUUACCCCUGUUGGAUGCCAAUCGCGACCGCGAGCUGGUGGACAUUCUACCAGACUUCUUGAUCGACCACAUUACUUUCGAGCGUGACCAGGCGCCAAAAUUUUAUACCCGGGUGAUUGAUGCCCUGAUGAAACGCCGCAACAGUACAGCUCAUCGAUCAUAG